GGAUGAUGUUAACUCGAGUUUAUUCGACUGUGCACUGGGUCGAAGGCAGAAGCUGGUUAGAAUUCCUUUGCAAGAAAGCGAUUUCAACAAAGCGAAGACCAGAUUCAGAAUGGCAGGUAUGUUGUGAAUGUAAUGGUACAUUUAUUCCUCUGUUUGUUGGUUGGCAUAUUAUGUUCUGGUAUCAAUCUGUGUGGUCAUUUCAACAGUUUUACGCGCGGGCUAGGAUACUCUAGGAUGGUAGGCCGUAUUUGUAGAAGUAACUUCGCGGACGUGGCCUAGCCCAAUCUAAAUAGUAAUGCAUGAUUCACAGUCUGACCAUAUAGCUUUCGUCUGCUUACACCAUGCAAUUCGCUAUGUUCAGCAAUAAAUAUAAUUCUCGUUGUAACAUGGUAUGGUGUAAUUCAAAUUUUAGCUACCUGUUACAAAAAAACAAGCGGCGCCAUGGCUGUUUCGCCGCUGAAAUUUCCUUGCUAGGGUAGUGGGAUAAAAUGAUAUGUGCAUGAAGCCGUGUUGUGAAAAGUGAAUCUGUGAAGUUUUGGGCGUUUCCAUCUUCUGUUUCAUAAAGUGUUUGUCGUAUAUUUUUCACGAUCAAUGCCUUCAAAAUGACAACAUUUCCCACUUGAACGUAUACAAAACUACAAAGUUUAAAAUGUUAAACUAUUUCUUUAAAUUCACUUUGCUGCUACCCGCAACCGAAGCGAACGCUUCAGCAAUCCGCAUCGCUGUAUAAGGCUAAAGCAAAUUUAAUGGCAAAUAAAGAAAUGGUAAAUUAUUUAAUGCUUCAUGAUAAUUUAUCUUCUUUCAAUGCAGACGUGAAAGCAGAACUUCAAUCUCGAGUCACGAAAUUUGGAGAAUGUUUCAUGAAUAAGAAACCAGAAGAAAUCGUUAAUUUCUACACGGAAGACUGUCUAGUUUUGGCUCCAGGUGCACCAGCCGUGCAGGGAAGAGAAGGUAAAUAAGUCUCGUAUAAUCUUGUGAUGAAUGGUCUGUUUCCAGUGUAGGUCAGUGCUAGUAUUGGAAAGUUGUAGAUUGAUAGGAAAUAGGGAGUUUGGCAACCUAGAACGGCAACGUAAAAAAUAUAAUUGCUUAUAUUGUUGUAUUUGAGCCAAAGUAUACGUUACUACACUUAAUUUGCCUCUUUAGGUAUUCUUAUUUCUCUCAAACAGCCCUUAAUGCUUAACUCUAAAGUAAAAACAGUCCGCGAAUUCAAAGAAAACACCUCAAAUAACAUCGAACGAAUUAACUGUUGCCGUAGUCGUGCACCGUGAAGAUGCAAAUCACGUACCAGUUUCAACAACUACGGCAACACACAACGCGCAAGACCAUGUAAUUCACAUUCGCCUUUGAGGAUCAAUGCUAUUGUUGUUGACCACGUUGCCGUUUAAUUUGCCAAACUCUCUAGUGUGCAUGUGUGGACGGGGCCUUAAACCUGUUUUUUCUGUGGUCACAUGCAGGAGGAAUUUUGCGAAGGUAAAUUCUAAGUUUUGAAGGAUUUAUACUAGACAAUGUUUGAAGGAAACUGACUUCGUGUUACUAGUAAACACCAAGUCAGUUUCCUCAAACAUUUCAUACAAAAUCCUUCAAAACUUGAAAUUUACCUAUGCAAAAUUCCUACUGUGUUCGCAGAAACUUUGAUAGUGUAAACUAGGAUUUAGGUGCAUUUUAUCUGUUCGGGAGUUCGACUCCAUUUGACGUGUUGGUGGACAUCACGAUUCUAUUUAUUUGUCACCAAAUACAAGACCGCAACAUGUAAUAAAAUCAAAUGUUAAAUAUAACAAAGCAUUAACGAAUUAACAUUUUCUGUCUCUGAUAACUGCUAGUUGAUCACCAAUCUUUUUUUUUGUAUAAACGUUAAACAAUAUUGGAUAUUAGUGAGCCAAGAGCUCAGAAACCAACCGAUUUUGACUAUUUCUCUUUAUGCUAUACAUGAACAUGCAGGAGUGAUAAUCUUUGUUCUCUAACGAUUUUCAAUUUUAGCAUUGAAGGCGUUCUUCGGUGAGUUGGUGAAGUGUUUUGAGAAGGUAGGCAAGAUUGAGAACAAUGUUCUCGAAGUUUUAUCCAUGGAUGCAGAUCUGGCCACAUCAAUCAACACAGACACGUCUUAUGACGCUGAUGGAAAAACUGUGGUUACAAACAAGUAAGACCAACUAAUCUAGUCGGUUGUUCUUCCUAGAAGAAGUGCUUUGCCGUUAAUAUUUUAUUAUUUUUGGUGGUCGUUAUUUUCAUUCGUUGCUAUGAUCAAUCCGUUUUAUUAAGUCUCAGCCCUGAUAAAUGGAACUCAAAAUCUCGUCUCAAGUCUAUACUCUAUAUAGUAGAGUGAGCUUAAAGUCAUAAUCAAGGUCACAAUCUUAAAAUGUCCAAUGUAGAAUAGACAACGUUCGUUUAUACCCAAUUUACAAUUUUAGUUUAGGUAACUCGCUAUUUUUUUAAGUAAUUAAGUAAUAUCAUUGUUCUACAGGGUGUCCCCAAAAAAGUGACAUUAUAGAAAUUAUCCUAUUGUUGUUAAAUGCGCCGGGUAAUUACAAAUUCAAUUCAAUUGUGUUUACGCACUCUUGUGUUCACCAUAUAGUGGCAUUCAAAUCAUAUAACAAUAGGAUAAUUUCUAUGGUAUCACUUUUUUUUGGGACAACCUGUACAGGGUGUCCCAAAAAAACCCGAAAACUAACGUAUAAUAAAAAUAUAACGUAUAUAAAUAACGUAUUAUUAGAAUUUGAAUGCCUCUGCACUCUGCUGAAUCCACAACAGGCAAGUGCAUCAAAGCUUGACAUAAGUAAAUUUUAUGCAUAAAGAAACCGUUUAAGAAGCUGUUUUUAAAUUCCCAAGAGCAGAAAAUCGUGCGCUUUACAAAGAUAUUUUAAGUUCUUAACAAGUCGAUAUUUAAUAUAUGCACCCUUGUCAAUAUUAUACGCAUCUUUACGUUCAGCUUAGUGCUAGGGCAUUCAAAUUUUAACAAUGCGUUAUUUCAACGGUUCUUCGGGGUUUUUUGGGACACCCUGUAGAAUAUACAGAAGCAUAGAAUAAAACAAAGGUAACUAAGCUUUAGAAUUAUCUACCCAAGUGAAUAACUCUUAUCCAUAAUUCUAAUGAUUAGUUACCUUUGCUUUAUUUUAUGCAUCUGUAAACUAGAACAAUAGUAACUAGGCGCAUGUGGGUUAACAAUUAUUCGCCGAAGGCGAGGUGAUUAUCGGUGAAUAAAAACCGAGACGAAGUCGAGGUUUUUAUUCACGAUAAUCACCAGCCUGAGGUGAAUAAUUGUUUUAGUAUAAUUUCAUAGGUGAUUAUUUGGGAAAAAAAUACACAUUUCUUCGUUAUUUAAAUGACGAAACGGCUUCGGCCGCCAUUUUGAAAAUCGCUUAGGUGAUUAUCGCGUUAUAAUUACCUCGACUGCAACCAAUCAGCGUAGAGAAUUGUCAAUAAUCACGUACCUAUGUAAUUAUACUAACUAUUAUUAAUGGAAUAUGUAUACAGGAUGAAUCACUUCAGUUCAAUGAAGAACUGUUAUCAGUGUAUUAAAACAACGUUAGCCAAAUUUGUCUGACUAUUAACUGUUCGUUGUUCCAGGUCACUGACAGUUUGGAAGAAAGUGGACGGACUUUGGCAAAUUCAUUGGGCCGCUUGGAACGGGGAUAAAGCCGCACCCACACCAGCAUAGCAAAGAAGUCUUCUGCAAGUCGAUGAAAGUCUGUAUAGUAUACAACUGUAGUUUUUUGUUGUAAUGUCUACGUGCUCAGCACAUUAAAUAAUAAAUAUAAUAGCUCGUCCGCAUUUAAUGAAUGUUCAUUUUGUGAUGUCCAAAUCCGAUUUCUGAGUUCGUAAAAUUUGGUCAUUUUAACCGACGAAAAUGCGGGUUUACGGAUUCAAAGCUUGCCUAAAUACCAUUGUGAUGCAUGUUUCAUAUAAAACCUAUAUUUAUCGCCAUGAAUAUCAUGACUGGCUUGUGAGUCCAUUCAAAUUAAUUUCUCCUGUACGUUAAGCAGUAUAUUUUAAUACGGCCCUAUACAAUUCAAUUCAUACAAAAACCUACAAAAUACUCUUCACAGACCAAUUUCAAUAUCGCAAAAAUAAUCUUUAAAACCCAAAUGCUGCCAGCAGCGAUACUUCUAUCUGACGUGCUUUCUGUCUGCUAAACGAAAUUUGCGCAGUUGCCGGGACAGGUGAAAGCUCUGACCAUAGUUAUUCAUUUGAUUCUUCACAUUUGCCAAUGUAUUAUGUCGUUGCCAUAAGAAAAUAAAUUACAAUAGAACACAAUUUCUGUACCAUGGAAUCCUUCGUGGUCUUGGCUAUAAAAUAUGAUAAAAAAGUUGUACCUCUGCAUAAAAAUG
This is a messenger RNA of Paramuricea clavata, 4322 nucleotides long. The record is from the annotation of a GenBank genome assembly. NCBI's taxonomy places the organism in Eukaryota, Metazoa, Cnidaria, Anthozoa, Malacalcyonacea, Plexauridae.